This is a messenger RNA of Photinus pyralis (common eastern firefly), 704 nucleotides long. RefSeq lists its product as uncharacterized. The transcript has 2 exons. NCBI's taxonomy places the organism in Eukaryota, Metazoa, Arthropoda, Insecta, Coleoptera, Lampyridae. The record is from RefSeq and is a predicted model, not a curated record. The annotation marks the transcript as partial.
CACGAGGCAAUUUGCAGGGUACAAUUUGCAGGGAACAAUUUGUAACGAAAUUGGGUGUAGACGCUACACAUCCCAAUUUAUCAGUAGAGUUGUUGAUUUCCGAGUGCGUGUAGUAUCUCACCAUGGCUCCCUCAAAGCGCCAAAAAAUUGGUAUAGCAUUAGCAUUAGUGACAUUAGACUCUGAUGAAAAGAAAAAGAGAAGAAAGUACUGGACAAAACAAUGGUUGCUAAAAAGAAGUCAAUUUUCUCAUACAAUUUUAAUGAAGGAAUUGGAAGCAGAGGACUUUAAAAACUUUUUACGGAUGGAUAGUAACUGUUUUGAAGAACUUCUUAAUAUGGUGGGGCCUUUAAUUGCCAAACAAGACACUUUAAUGAGAUCCAGCGUUAGUGCCACACAACGAUUAAUUGUUACUUUGAGGUAUCUGGCUACCGGAAGAAGUUACGAAGACCUAAAAUUUAGCGCAGUUAUAUCCCCGCAACUCCUAUCUAGUAUAAUUCCAGAAACAUGUUGGGCUAUCUACAAUUGUUUGAAACACUAUAUAAAGAUGCCAACAACAGAAGAAGAAUGGAAACGUGUCGCCAACCAAUUUGAAACCAAGUGGAAUUUUAGUCAUUGUUUAGGGGCUAUGGACGGAAAACACAUAGCAAUACGGAAGCCACCACACAGCGGUUCUGCGUAUUACAAUUACAAAAGCUUUUUUAGU